AAAAAAACCGAAAUUUGGUGGUUAAAACUUAAACUGCUGUUUGGCGUUUUGGUCUGCAAACAGCAUAGUCAAAUAAAGCCAGGGGCCCUGGUUCACUGAUUGUUCAUCCAUGGCUUCUCUUCUCAGUUCAACUAUCGCGGUCCCUCUGCAACACAAGGUAACCUAUUCAAGUUUCUACACCAAGCCUACAUUGGGAAUUAACCAGACAAUUGCGAGAAAUGGUAGAUGUCAUGGGCUUUGGCUCAAGACAAAAGCAAAGAUGUCAGUUGAAGGAAAUGUGACUGAGAAAGAAUCAGCUAGUGUCAAUGAAAAAAUAGACUAUGGUCUAGUCAGCAUUCACCAUGUCGGGAUCCUGUGUGAAAACCUUGAAAGGUCCCUUGAUUUUUAUCAGAAUAUCUUAGGUCUUGAAAUAAAUGAGGCAAGGCCACAUGAUAAGCUCCCAUACAGAGGUGCUUGGUUGUGGAUCGGUUCUGAAAUGAUUCAUUUGAUGGAACUUCCGAAUCCUGACCCCUUAACUGGACGGCCUGAGCAUGGUGGCCGAGAUCGACACACUUGUAUUGCAAUUCGAGAUGUGUCCAAGCUCAAAGCAAUCCUUGAUAGUGCUGGUAUCCCCUACACAUUGAGCCGGUCUGGGAGGCCAGCAAUCUUCACACGAGAUCCUGAUGAAAAUGCUUUAGAAUUUACACAGAUAGAUGCAUGAAAUAUCCAAUUUAGAUAAUUUGAUCUCGUGUAUCAAUGCCUUUGGACUUUGGAUUUCCAUUUGUGCUGCAGGUCUCAAAUCAAUGUAAUACAGUUUGCAAAUAUUAGAAGUGCAGGAUUGUGCUAUUUGUAUAGUGACCUAAAAUACAAGAAAAGCCAAUGCAAUGUACAUGUACCAAAUCAGGUCGUUCGACUUUUUGUCCU
Tripterygium wilfordii is the source of this 903-nucleotide messenger RNA. RefSeq lists its product as uncharacterized. The coding region runs from base 110 to 700 and encodes 196 amino acids. The record is from RefSeq and is a predicted model, not a curated record. NCBI's taxonomy places the organism in Eukaryota, Viridiplantae, Streptophyta, Magnoliopsida, Celastrales, Celastraceae. The transcript has 5 exons.